UGUGUCAAAGAAAGCGACCACUAUGAUGAAAGAACUGUGAGUGUGGUCGACACCCCGGGAGUCUGUGACAAGGCGAUUACAGAAGACCGGUUGAAAAGGGAAAUAGAGGAAAGCAUCAAUCUGUUUUACCCCGGACCACACAUAUUCCUGCUGGUGAUCAGACUGGAUGCACGCUUUACUGAAGAGGAGAAGAAAGCUGUCAAGUGGUUUGAAGACAACUUCGGUGAGGAAUUCUCCAAUUACACUCUGGUGCUCUUCACUCGGGGCGACGCGCUCAAGGGGAAGUCCAUUUGGGAGUAUUUAGGCGAAGAUCCUGAUCUCAAGGAGUUAAUCAGUGUCUAUAAAGAAAGGUACACUGUGUUUGACAACACAUGCAUGGGAAAUCGCACUCAGGUGGCUGAUCUGUUUGAAAAGAUAGACAAGAUAGUGCACUUAAAUGGUAACCAUUAUACCAGAAGCAUGUACGAAGAGGCCCAGGCAAAGAAGAAUUCGAAGGAAAGAUGGAGUAAAUGUGCAGGCUAUUUGAACACUGUAUGUACUCAGUUGAUCAGUGCAGGACUAGCCACAGCUGUCCCUGUAGCUGGUGCUUUUAUUGCAAAGAAAGCAGCAGUUGGAUCAAUGAAAACGCCUGUAAUCUUGGCAGGUGCAGGAGGGAUUACAAAAGUAAUCGAGUGGUGGAUGAAACCUAAAACAGACAGUUGA
Messenger RNA from Cyclopterus lumpus (lumpfish), 702 nucleotides. RefSeq names its product GTPase IMAP family member 4-like. NCBI's taxonomy places the organism in Eukaryota, Metazoa, Chordata, Actinopteri, Perciformes, Cyclopteridae. The record is from RefSeq and is a predicted model, not a curated record. Gene Ontology annotation, molecular function: GTP binding. The annotation marks the transcript as partial. The transcript has a single exon.